AUGGCCAACACCGGCUAUACCUCCCCGUUCCCAACUUCUCAUGACUCGAUCGGACAGUCAACACUAGUGACACCGCUCUUCAUGCCAUCUUCUCCUCCACAACAAUCAACGAGUCCACCUGAGUCCCCGCUCCCCGCCGAUAGCCCCAUCUCAGAGCGCUUUCGCGACGAAAAUCACCACGAGCAUCUGAGCGACAAUGAACAACAUGCUGCCCACCAAAUUGUUAAUCAUUCUCGGCCGUCAACGCCGGGAAGCCCGACCGGCUCGGAUCUGGACGCUCGUCUUGCCGAGUACACGCUGGACUUUAGCCAAUUCCCCAGCGGCCAAUUCUCAGAUGGGAAAGACGAUAACCUGCCCGACUUGAAGGAGGAUGUGCAAGAUGAUCUUUCUGAUGUUGGUGGUCCGGAGGAUUUCACUGCAAAUAUGGAGAAGUACUUGCUGGGCGAUGGGAUGUCGAGCGUGCGCAAAUUGACCGCACACCGUGACCCAGGAUCUGCGUCACGUCACAAUUCCCUCAAGUCAAGGCAACCGGCCGUUGAAGAGGUCGAGCAAAAUGACGACAGUGAAUUUGGACCGCCAGUAGACAUGUCCACCCCGUCCCAUAUGCUCCACAGGACUAGUGCUCUUGCAAGAGACUCCACUCAACUGGAAGAUAUCGAAGAAGACCCUGCUGAUGGUUUGUCGAGCCCGGCGUCCCCGUCAUUGAGAAACCUUUCCGACGCAUCAGAGCAUCAACCUGAAGAGCACGAGGGCUGGGAGGUGCGAUUGCAUCGUCGCAUCGCCCACUUGGAGGAGGAGCUUCGAGAUCGCGAUGAGCAUAUUCAGAAGAACCGCAAUCGACUGCUUGAGGCCGCUUCAGCAGGAGAGCAAAUUCGGCACCUGCAGGCUGAGCUGCAGCGUAGAAAUGCUUUAAUAGAGGAGUUUGAAAACCUGGGUGGUGAUGAGGCUGUUCUCCGCGAGCAGGUGAAAUCGCUGGAGAAGCAGAACGCUGAACACGAAAGGCUCCUGCAACAAUCCACCACCCAUAAUCCCGACUUGAGCUUGGUCCAAAAGCAAAUACAUGAUAUGCAGCAUCAACUGCAGACUCGGGACUCUCAGGUUUCACUGGACGCUGAAAGGUUGGAAACCAUUGCCCACCUGCGUCAGCAGCUGAACCACACCCAAGAGCAAUUAAAGAAGCAGGAAACCACUCUCGAAGAGACGAUGAAAAGAUUGCGAGAAGUCACUCAGGCCAAAGAAUCUCAAGCUCACGAGAAGAAUGUUGAGAUUGAAAGGCUCAAGGGAGAAAUUGACGAUCAAGCUCUAGAGAAUGCAAGACUGGAGACCGAAAUUGAUCGCGUAAAUGCCGAAUAUGAAGCACUGGAGGAUCGACUCACUGCCCUCGAGACAAAAAAUCAGCCGCUCGAAGACAAGAACAACUCACUUGAGGACAGAAACAUCUCCCUUGAGGCUGAUCUAAGCCGUGUGCAGUCGCAAGUAGAGGCACAAGAGAAUGCCCUUAGAGCUGCGGCAGCCGACCUCCCACUCGGCAACCGAAGCACCUACAGCGAGAUCCUCGACCUGAUCAAGGACUUGGGACAUUCUGAACCCAAUUCACCGUUGAAGGGGAAAUUCCCAGAAGACCGUGAUGUGCCGCUUGAACGUGAUGUUCAGCAAUUGAGCCAAGAGCUCACUCGACUUCAACAAGAGCUUGAAGAAGCCCAGGCCGCUCAGAAGACUGCGGAGGCCGAAGCAAACCGUCUCCGAGACCAAGCUGCUGAAUUCACCACCAUCGAGGCGGAGAACGCGCGCCUGACAACAAAAUUGCAGGAACAAAGCUCGGCCCUCACAAAAUCCCAGCAAGAGUUGACCCGCACACGAGAGGAGCACGCUGAGGCCUUGGACACCGUUGCUCCCCGUGACGCCGUCAACGCAGAGCCAGCCGUGGACACCGCCGCCUUGGAAGCAGCCCACCAAGACCAAAUUCGAAGCCUCCAAACCGCCCACUCAACGGCAAUCUCCACCCUUCGCACCUCCCAUGCUGAAUCCAUGCGCAAAAUCCGUAACAUGCUCACAACAGCCGAGCAACGUGAAGCAGAGCUCCGAACAGAUCUCACCGCUCUGCGCACUUCAGUCUCAGCCCAGGAAUCCCAGCUUCGUAAGACCUUUAGAUCUGAGAUUAAGCACCUCGAAGCCGUCAUCGCCGCUAAAGACGAGACUGCCGCCGCCAUCGACGAGCGCAUUGCCCUCUCUGUUGAAAAGCGAGAGCGCGAAUGGGAGCGACGCAUUGAUCUCCUUCUGAAGGAACGUGAUCGCAUGGCCAAGGCACUGAUGAUGUACUGGGGAGAAAAGGAGAUGGGCCGUGGACCUGGUGUUCUCGCCGAUGGCAAGGAGAACCGACGUCGGGAUGGAGAACGGGCAGAUUCGAAGUCCGGCCAAGUGUAUCGGUACAAGUAUGCCGAGAAACAUACUGAGAAGUCCGAGAAGCGGAAGACUAGGAGUGGUGAGAAGAAGGUGUAG
Molecule: messenger RNA, 2499 nt
Organism: Penicillium maclennaniae
Lineage: Eukaryota; Fungi; Ascomycota; Eurotiomycetes; Eurotiales; Aspergillaceae
Product: putative spindle pole body associated protein SnaD
Exons: 2
Coding region: 1-2499 (832 amino acids)
Source: RefSeq, a predicted model, not a curated record